GGGGUGGCUGUAUGGGAGAGCACCUGCCUCACACACCCAAGGCCGCAGAGCCUGUCCCCGGCACAUGGCGCCUCCUAACGUAUCUGUCGCCUUCGCAGGCCACGUCCUCAUCGAGAUUGCCAGCACCCACAAGAAGCUCAACGAGAGCCUCGAAGAGAACUUCCGAAAGUUCCAUAAGGAGAUCAUCCAUGAGCUGGAGAAGAAGACGGAGCUGGAUGUGAAGUACAUGAACGCCACGCUCAAGCGAUACCAAACAGAACACAAGAGCAAGUUGGAUUCCCUGGAGAAGUCCCAGGCCGAGCUGAAGAAGAUACGGAGGAAAAGUCAAGGGGGCCGCAAUGCCCUAAAAUAUGAGCACAAAGAAAUUGAG
Messenger RNA from Dipodomys ordii (Ord's kangaroo rat), 370 nucleotides. Its product is annotated as brain-specific angiogenesis inhibitor 1-associated protein 2-like protein 1. NCBI's taxonomy places the organism in Eukaryota, Metazoa, Chordata, Mammalia, Rodentia, Heteromyidae. The record is from RefSeq and is a predicted model, not a curated record. Gene Ontology annotation, biological process: actin crosslink formation; plasma membrane organization; actin filament bundle assembly. The transcript is spliced from 3 exons. The annotation marks the transcript as partial. Gene Ontology annotation, cellular component: nucleoplasm; cytosol.